This is a messenger RNA of Kuraishia capsulata CBS 1993, 243 nucleotides long. RefSeq lists its product as uncharacterized. The record is from RefSeq and is a predicted model, not a curated record. The coding region runs from base 1 to 243 and encodes 80 amino acids. The transcript is spliced from 2 exons. Lineage: Eukaryota; Fungi; Ascomycota; Pichiomycetes; Pichiales; Pichiaceae.
AUGGCUGGCCACGGUCCUCACUUGCUCAAGUCCGAUAAAGGGUUCAUAAGGUUCAACGAACUCAGAGAUGGAUUGUCCAAUUUUUACAGAUUCAACGGCAAGGCCUUGAAACACACAACGAUGUUCUUCGUGAUCAUUCCUGGUCUUCUUGGGUACGCCGCGCUCAAGUACGAGGGCCGGAUCGAUUUGCACGCCAGGAGAAGGAAGGAACCUUUGUUUGAGGAGUAUGUUCCCAGAAAGUAG